AGAGGAAUACAGUAAUAAAGACACUGAUUUAUGGUGUCUUGGUGGACUUGCACUUGCUAACUCUUUCUUUGCCUUUUCUUGCACUGUCUUGUAGUGAUUGCUUUUUCUAUUCAUCUCCAGUAGUUUGAUGAGCCCAACAAAAAUAGUUUUAUGUCUGUUAUUUGCUUUUUUCCUCACUCCCUCUCUCUCUCCCUCCCUCCCCCUCCAAUGAUCUUAUCUUCAUCGACUUCUCAUUAUCCUCUCUCCAUAUUCAUGCCUCCUCUUCUCUCUUUUUCUCUCUCCAGUACUUGUUAUCCUCUCUUCUCCAUUUUUGGUAAAAACUAGAAUUCCCACAAGUCUGUCUUGUCACCACUGAGGCUAAGGCCUGCAGUUUAAAGGAUUUUUUUGGUAUAUUGUUUGGAGAGAAUCGAAAUCUUUACUUCACUAACAUGAAGUCCCCGAAUUUCAACCUCGAGUCUGAAGAUGAAUCUGAAGUCAGUAGCCAAGUGGCUUCCAAUGUCUCUACCCAAGAAAUUCCUCCUGCUCAUUCCAAGGAAACCAAUGCCACUUUGUCCAGCCUUACAGAUCCCGUCAGCCUACAGAACGACUCAAUGCCCGUUACUCUUGACCUGACACUUGGUUUCAACAGCAGUGAUGCUGAGUUGAACUGUACAAGCCAAACUAGUGGUGGUGAAGUAACGCCUCAUCCUCCGGCUGUAUCCAGAGUCUUCUCAUGUAACUACUGUCGGCGAAAAUUUUACAGCUCGCAGGCGCUGGGAGGACAUCAGAAUGCGCACAAGAGAGAGAGAACGCUUGCAAAACGGGCUAUGCGGAUGGGCAUGCUAUCCGAUCGAUAUGCCAGUUUGGCAUCUCUACCUCUUCAUGGAUCGGCAUUUCGAUCUCUAGGAAUCGAAUCACAUGGUUCCAUGCAUCAACAAGUUGUACAACAAGAGAGGCCUUUACAUGGAGUAAGAGGUGGAGCAAGGUUUAAUCACGGUUAUUACGGGUUGCCACUAUAUAUGGAGGAUGAUGAAGUAGAAAUGUAUUGGCCUGGAAGCUUUCGACAAAUUGAGGGACAUAAUGGCAAUAAUCUGGGGAUUCAUUCAGGACAAAAUUCCAACAUAAAUAUUGUAGCAAUGGUUCCACCUCCUCCUAGGACAGAUUCCUCCUUGCCUGAUCUAAAUUUAAAAUUAUAAAUUUAUAACAAGAUUUCUUAUUCUAGUUUCUGUGUCAUUUUCUUUAAACUUGUGACUUCAAUUAUAUGUCAAAUUGUACAGGGAGAUUGAGUAUUAGAGAUGAACGUCGGAUCCUGAUUUUCCCUCUACUUUUGACAUUUUUUCCAAGUUUAUAUCCCCCAGUUCAUGUAUGACUUGAUGAUGCAAUGGAUAUUAGAUUUGCAGUUUGGAAUAAAA
This is a messenger RNA of Olea europaea var. sylvestris, 1391 nucleotides long. RefSeq names its product zinc finger protein 4-like. Gene Ontology annotation, biological process: negative regulation of abscisic acid-activated signaling pathway. The record is from RefSeq and is a predicted model, not a curated record. Bases 429 to 1175 code for a protein of 248 amino acids. NCBI's taxonomy places the organism in Eukaryota, Viridiplantae, Streptophyta, Magnoliopsida, Lamiales, Oleaceae. The transcript is spliced from 2 exons.